Messenger RNA from Cutaneotrichosporon cavernicola, 567 nucleotides. RefSeq lists its product as uncharacterized. Lineage: Eukaryota; Fungi; Basidiomycota; Tremellomycetes; Trichosporonales; Trichosporonaceae. Gene Ontology annotation, cellular component: cis-Golgi network membrane; cytosol; TRAPP complex. The record is from RefSeq and is a predicted model, not a curated record. Bases 1 to 567 code for a protein of 188 amino acids. Gene Ontology annotation, biological process: endoplasmic reticulum to Golgi vesicle-mediated transport; intra-Golgi vesicle-mediated transport. The transcript has 4 exons.
AUGUCACAGCCCGGGAAACAGUACAAGGCCAUUGGCGACGACGCGUGGAAGCGCGCAGAUAAGGUCAACGGCGAGCUGUUUGCCCUCACGUAUGGCGCGCUCGUCGUCCAGUUAAUCAAGGAUUACGAAGACUAUGGCGAGGUGAACAAGCAGCUGGAGAAGAUGGGGUACAACAUUGGCACCCGCCUCAUCGAGGAUCUGCUCGCACGCACUGGCCUGCAACGGUGCGCAAGCUUCGCCGAGACGGCCGAGGUCGUGUCCAAGGUCGCGUUCCGUGCGUUCCUGGGCAUCGCGCCCGGCGUGACCCAGGGAUCGGGCAACGAGUUCGUGCUCACCUUUGACGAGAACCCGCUAGCCGAGUUUGCAGAGUUGCCCCGUGAUGCGAGGGAGGGCGGGCUGUGGUUCUCCAACAUGUAUGCGGGUGUUGUUCGAGGGGCUUUGGAGAUGGUCCAGAUGCAGGUCGAGGCGCGGUUCCUCUCGGACCAGCUGCGCGGGGAUGACACAACCGAGCUGUAUGUCCGCCUGGUGCGGUUCCUCGAGGAGGAGCAGCCGGAGAACGACGAGUAG